Molecule: messenger RNA, 5166 nt
Organism: Mus musculus (house mouse)
Lineage: Eukaryota; Metazoa; Chordata; Mammalia; Rodentia; Muridae
Gene: Spata17
Product: spermatogenesis associated 17
Exons: 16
Coding region: 224-1363 (379 amino acids)
Cellular component (GO): cytoplasm
Source: RefSeq, a predicted model, not a curated record
CGGCUGGAGGCGGAAACCGGAAACCGGAAGCGACCAUUCGCUCACCUUAGCCUACCCUGACCCUUCCCAUCAGCAGCUCGAAAUUCCAGGAGAAAGGGGCGAGUCGACUCAAGUCUGGUCUCACGUGUACAAAUCCGAUUUCUCUGUCCAGUUGCUUGAAACUGAAACAGAGUGAAAGGAAAGGCCGAUAAGUCGGAAGUGACCUUGGUUCAGCCCAGUUGCCAUGGAGACUAAUAGUAACAAUUUUGGUGAACUCCAGGAGUUGAAGGACAUGGCUACUUUAGCCAAGCUGCUGGCGCGGGCACCCUUUCUAGAAAGUCAGUACUACUUUAGGAACCGCGCCGUUGAUUCAUUUAGGAAAUUCGAGAAUGAUGCAGCUGUGAUGAUCCAGAGCUGGUUCCGAGGGUGCCAAGUCCGGGCCUAUAUGAGGCACUUGAACAGAGUAGUGACAAUUAUUCAAAAGUGGUGGAGAAGCUACUUAGGCAGAAAAUUUUACCAACUUGUUGUUGAGGCAGCAUAUUAUACUAUGAAGAUGAAUCUCUACAAUGAAAUGGCUGUCAGGAUUCAGAGACGAUGGCGUGGCUUUAGGAUCCGGAAAUAUUGCUUUAAUUAUUAUUAUUUGAAGGAAUAUUUAAGAGCUGUUUCAGAAACCAAUGAUGCAAUUCGGGAGGCUUUGGAGGAGUUCGCAGAAAUGAAAGAGAGAGAAGAGAGAAAGGUUCUCCUGGAACGAGAGGAGAAGCAAAAAGAUUACCAAGCCCGCAAGAUGCAUUACCUGCUCAGCACAAAGCAGAUUUCAGGUAUAUACAAUUCACCUUUCCGAGAACAUCCUGACCCAUGGGAACUGCGGUUGCAGAAGGCAAAGCCUUUGGGUCACCAGAAGUACACUGCAGAAAAGGGCAAGACCUCCCAAAGCCCUAGUAACUGGCUGGCAUGCACCAGUGUCCACUCCUUCCCGCAGUCGGAGAGUCUGCCACCUAUCAGCAGGAAGCGGUGCCAGGGACCCUUCCGAGACAUCAAUGAAGUCUUGGAACAGCGUUAUAAGCCUUUGGAGCCUACCCUGAGGGUGGCAGAACCCAUCAACCACCUUCGUCUGGCCAGAGAGGCAUUCAAGCAAGAGGAACGCAUGCGCAACGUGCAAGACAAGAUGUUUUUGCCAUUUUCUUCCUACCAUAAAAAGGAGAAGUACAUCCCAAUGAUACACUCGUCAAGUGCGUAUAAUUCUGACUCUUAUGGACAGAAGCACUUUCGCAGUCAAGACUCUAAGAAGUGGAUCUCUGACAAGGAUUUCCAGACUGUUCUGCCUUCAUUUCAACUCUUCUCGAAGUAUGGAAAGUUAUAUUCGAAAGCUGGAGAAAUUGUAUAAAGAGAACAGAAGACGAAAUGUGGAAAUGAGGAUAAGAUGAAGUGAGCAUGAAAUGGAAGAUGCCACUGCUCAGAGUUCCAGACUCUACCUCCACAGCCGAGGAACAAUCUUGACCUCUGUCCUUUGACCUUGGUGCACUCCUACGAGCGAGCUCCAUCUCUUUCUCUGUCCUCCCCUCCCUCCUCCUCUCCCCCUCCCAAUCCCGACUCAUUCUCCUGUACUCACUUUCUCAUCUGUCAGAAAAAAAAGUUAAAACCGUUUCUGGUUCAUUAUAAACCUUUAUAGUUUGAAAGGAAAACACAAAAGAGGCUUUUAUAAGAACUAUUCAGAUUUACCAGUGAGCCAGACUCACUGGGAUUCAAUAAAUUGUAACAUUCAUUUUACAGCUCAUGUGUGUUGUGGGGGCGGGGAGGUGUAUGUGUCAUGUGCAGUGUUUGUGUGAGGGAGGUAAAUGUGAGUUUGUGGUGUAAAGCCAUGGGGGUUGGUGGUGGAGGUAUUUCAGAUUUUCUCAUCUAUUUGGGGACAAAUGCCUUUGAGAACAUCUGUUGACAACUAUAGCCUUUUUCACCCAAAGUGCCAUGAAUGGUUCUAGUGAAGGUUCUAUUGAAGUGACAAUAUUCUGACCCCUGUCACUCUACUCAGUAAUGAGAAACCUUGAUCCUGGUCCCUGUGUUACUGGACAACAAUUAUUAACAGCUAAUAUGAAGUGUGGAUGGUAGGGAAGUUGUUAGUAUAAACGUUCUUCCACAAGAGAAAUGAUGACACAUUACUGGGAAAUAAUACCUCCAUGUCUGUUGUAUGAGACUAUUCCUUGACAGGCAUUAACAAACCUCUUUUAUCCAAAGCAGAGAGCCAACAAGAGAUCAAAGUAGGGCUACCACCACAAUUCAACUUGAACCAAUGUGUUUUAUUGAGGUUACUUAUAGCAGUAGAAAUGGCUCAAAGAAAGACAACUGCAUCACCAAAAGCCCAUUUCAUCAAGGGCAAGAGUUCAUAAAAUCUGGAAACCUAGAGCCCACUGAACAACUUGCAAGCAGCUUUACAAGUUAAAGAGUGUCUUCUAUAGGCAGCUCCUAUUGGCCUGAGCCUCUUCCAGGCACCUACCUCAGCUUGUCUGAGAGUGUCUCUUAGCAGUCCUUACUACUACUUUUAAAAGCUUAGAAGAGGGAGGGGCAUAGUGCAUCUGGUCAGUUUCAGGGACUUCCUGAAACUUAUGAGUUUUUUUAGUUCUGACUCUUAACAGCUCCCUGCAGAAUGUAGUGUUUCAUUUCAGAAGAAAUUGCUGCAUAACAACGUCCUGGAACUUGACAUACAACAGACCCAGAGUAGUGGGUAUGUGAGCCAAGCAGAUAUGUUUGGAGAUGAGAAAUGCAUUUGCAGGCUGCUUAGAAUGGAGCAGUAACAAGAGCGCCUGGUCUUGUGGCUGCGGCUAUUCUGGUGACUCUGAAUUGUGAUUUGCUAAAAGCCAGGAAAACUGUGUAGAGAUGAAGAGAGCGGGUCAGCAUGAGAGAGAGGAAACUGGCGAGAACAUGUUGGAAGACGAGCUGCAGGCUAACUGGUGCCUCCCACCUUCAUUACUGUGCUUCCAAAUCAAUCUCUCUGCUCUCCUUGAGUGGCAAAUAAAAAAAUCAGCUCACAAGAUAUAUGUGUGUGCUGUUCGUGAUGAUCCUCACCGUCCAUCUGCCGCACAUGCCAGCCUGAAGACGCUGCAGGGAGAAUUAAAGAUGUCCCGAGUCCACAGCAGAAUCCAGAGGCCUUUUUCUUCUGGACACAUGGCGUUGGUCACCUGGGGCUUGUCCCACCUCGUCCACUCUGCGGCAAAGAUGAUGAUUGCUGGUGGACAAUAACUGACUGCAUGCCUAACCUUCCAGAGCAACCAACUGGCUUAAAAUCUAGAGCCCAAGUGAGUCUGAUAUUUGUGAUGAUUAAUCUGGCCAACCAGAGUCACAGUGGAAGCAACUAUGUGGGCACACCUGCAAGAUACCAUCUAAACUAGGUUAAUUGAGGUGGGGAGAGUGACCUGAAGGCAAGCCCUACCAUUCAAGGCCUCGACUGAACACCCAGGAGGAACCAGCACUCAUCCUUGUCUCCUCUUACUGUGGACAUGGGCACAGAUCUGAUGUCUACUUGGACCACAUGACUCUUCUUCAUUCCUUGAUUUUAAUGAUGCGGCCUAAACGAUGUUAAUCAAGUCCUACAGUGUCACCAGUCUCAAAACAGGACCUUGGCUGAAGUUGUAACUCUGCUCUCAUUCAUUCCCGUGCUCCUAGGAACUAAGAAAAUUGCACUAAAAAUAUGUGGUGGUCUUGUUCAUUUUUCUGCCCUGCCAGCAAAGUUCAGAAAACAUCUGUGCACCUGAGUCCCUGCUGCUUCUGGGACAGGGCUUCCCACCACUUCUUGGGGAAACUGUGUCCCCAGAUGCCUUGUUAGGGAAUUUGUCUCCGCAUGCCUGGCAAAUGUCUUUUCGUCAGCAUCUUAUACAUCAAUGGACCACCCAGUUAUCAUAUUCCUCCUGGGCUAUGUGUCAAGCUGCACAUUUAUUUUUCUUAAUCUUUUCUCAGAAAUCAAUUCCGUGAGUCCCUUAAUCAUUUUUAUUGAUCUUGCUUGAAUUUUCUCUAGGAUGAUGGCACCUGCCUGCUCCUGAAGCACAGGUGUUGUCUGCCUCACUUACUGUCACCAUCUCCACUGAGGUUCAACCAGACUCCACAAAUACACAGCACAGAGCAUGCCAGCUGACCUCUGUCUCAAAAAAUAGCUGUCCCCGACAAUUUGUGAGGCCCUACCCAGCAACCUGCGCCUUAACCAUUUGGGCAUCAUGUGCCGAUUCUGUAUCAGAUUCCAUUAUAGACAAAGCAUCAACAUUAUUAAGUGUACAGGUCCACUUUCCUGCCAUGUCUGUAAAUUUCCCAGACUGCAUAUCUACUUUCCAUCCAGCAUCCUACUUCUCUGCUUCUCACCGAACCCCGCUGCAUGUCGGAUGAGAGUUGUAAGACUGUGUCAAAAGAUAAAUGAAGAACAGAUUAUGUUCCACUUAAAAAAUCUCUUACUUUGCAAAGGUGGCAAGCUUGUUGGGGAUAACUUGUGUGACUAAAACAGAGACUAUUUGGAGAAUCACAGGAAACACAGGAUUCUCAGUAGGUGGAUCCUUUGACAUUUACGUGGUUUGGUUGGUGGCAUUACUGUUUGAGAUUGUGAUGUUGAAGCCCUACCUCUACGUCUAAGCUCGAGAAGAUGGACAUGUACCCUACAAAUCAAUGAGUGAGAUCGACUGUUCAGACAUUUGGUUCGGAGGUACUGACAGCACUAUGACAAACACCUGGGAAAGACAAAUGCACAUUAUCCCUGGCAGAAGAGAAAGACACCUGCCCUGGAGUGGGAAGUCCCUCCUGAUGCUUGGCCAGAUUGGAGGGGAAAAGGAGGCCUGACUGGGUCCAGAGGGAUGUCACACACUGGCCCCACCAGCCAUCACCGAUCACUUACCCAGGAUGUGUGCAGGUGAGCCGUGGCCUGCAGCCACUGGAAACACAGCUCUACAGUCAGAGGGAGAGACCAUGGACUACACAAGGAAGAUGUUUGGAAUCAACUUGGCCCUUCUGUUGGUGGGAGAACACAGAGUGCUGGGGUCAGACUCUGUGGCGAGGGUUGCAGGGGACCAUCCCCAGGCACAGCCUGAUCUCUGGAGUCCUUGGAUAGGCAGCUGCAGAAGCAACAAGCACACGCAGGCUGGCUGACUUUCAGAGUUCUAGACAUGUGUCCCUGUCUUUAAAAGUCAGUGCACGCUUGCAAAUAAAUCACUGCAGGGA